Molecule: messenger RNA, 3203 nt
Organism: Liolophura sinensis
Lineage: Eukaryota; Metazoa; Mollusca; Polyplacophora; Chitonida; Chitonidae
Product: protein unc-93 homolog A-like
Exons: 3
Coding region: 1-1425 (474 amino acids)
Source: RefSeq, a predicted model, not a curated record
AUGGAAUCCUCGAACAGAAAGAAACAGGCGUUUAAGAGCCUUCUGUUCUUGUCAGUAUCUUUUCAGAUCGUCUUCACGGCUUACAUGGCCCUGCAGAAUCUUCAGAGUAGCCUGAACCAAGAAGCAGGGCUGGGAACUGUCUCUCUUAGCGCCCUGUACGCUUGUAUCAUUCUGUCGGGAACGCUGGCGCCUGUUUGUAUCUCCAAGAUCGGUGCCAAGUGGUCGCUGGUGGCGGCCUGGGUCAGCCACUGUUUGUACACAGGCGCCAAUUUCUACCCGCGUUGGGCGACGCUGGUUCCGGCAUCAGUCCUGGUGGGCGCACUCGCCGGGCCUCUCUGGACCUCACAGUCCGUGUAUUUAACGCACCAAGCUUACGUCUACGCCGACGCCAGCGGAGAGGCUUCAUCUGCGGUCCUCAGCAAGUUCAACGGCAUUUUCUUUACGCUGUUCGAAACGACGCAAAUUACUGGAAACCUCAUCUCCUCUCUCGUGUUGAAGGAGCAGCCUGACCCAGGUGACGCCUACAACGUCACGUCCGCGAACGUUACACUGACGUGUGGCGCUGACGACUGUCCAACGUCGGCUAACGCCACCGCUAUCGAGGAGCCGCCAACAUACGUAGUGUACACCUUACUGGGAGUUUUUCUGGCUUUGGACAUCAUAGGACUCGUCAUGACUAUCGCCUUCCUGCCGUCUCUUAACCGGAAGCCACCAAAAGAAGAGCUCAGCGUCCUGAAAUCGGCAUUGUCCUGUGGUAAAUUACUGACGGAUAGUAAAAUGUUCCUACUAGUUCCCUUGAUAUCAUUCAUGGCAAUGGAACAAGGGAUUCUCUGGUCAGAAUUCACAAAGUCAUACAUCAGCUGUGCCUUGGGUGUCGGCAUGGUUGGAUACAUCAUGGCGGCUUACGGAGGCUCCACGACUAUCUUCGCCUUCCUCUUUAGCCGAUUGGCUGAAUGCACCGGACGUUACGUCAUGUUUGGCCUCGCGGGCUCCGUCAACAUGGCGAUCCUCGUGCUGUUGUUGUACUGGCAGCCGACGUCUGACGCCAUUCCCAUUUAUUUCGUCCUGGUGAUCGUAUGGGGCUUGGCAGAAGGAAUAUGGCAGACACAGUCCAACGCCUUGGUAGCGCUGGUGUUUCAUGAGUCUCCAGACCCCGCCUUCGCCAACUACCACACGUGGAAAGCCGUAGGUUUCACGGUGACCUUCGCAUACAGUAGCUUCCUCUGUGUCUCCACCAAGCUCUACGUCGGUAUUGGAUUACUCGCCCUUGGAAUGCUGUGCUACGUCAUCGUGGAAGUGAAACUGAAAGUAGGUCAAUCCUCUGAAGGUUCUUACGAAGUCCCUUCCACAGACGAUGUCAAGAGUGACUCCAAAGCAAGCUACGAGUCGCAGAAAAACAAAGCUUUGCUUAAGAAUAGGUCUUGAUGAGGUGCAUUCAGUUGUCAGGAGUAAUAAGGUCGGUGCCUUGUGUUUUUGUAAGCCUAUCGUCUUAUGUUUUUUGCGCAUCGUCGGUUGAGUUGAGACCCAUGGUAGGAUGGGUUAUCCCUAUGUACAUAUAUAUCACGUACGUGGUAUUUAACAACAUAGAUGGCGCUAUUAUCCCUAUGUACAUAUCUAUCACGUACGUGGUAUGUAACAACAUAGAUGGCGCUGGUUGCCCAGUGUAACCGUCUAUCUGGUAUGUCAUGUGUAACAUCAUAGAUGGCGCCUCUUGUAACAUGAGAUCUUUACAUAUUAACGGGAAAGACGUAAUCGUCCGUUACUUUUGAAUCACAAUCUGAUCGGUUAGGGUCUGUAACGCUCGUCAUUUUCAAACUGUAUCUAAUACCGCUUAACCUGGGGCUAGGGGCCGUAAAGGUAGCCAUGUUAAUUACAUCAGCAUGAUGCCUUUAUGAACAGUUGCAAUUAAAGUGCGACUGAGAUACUUGUUUAAUUGUUAUUUGACAUGGAACUCAUUCACGGACUACGAAUUUGAACUAUGAUAUGGAAUUCAUGCCUGGAAUAUUCAUUGUCUGCCCGGCAUCAUUGAAAACUGAUGACCGCUUCUCUCUUGUGUGUUACCGGCCUUAUUUCUUAUUUAUAUAAUUUCUUACAUACCUUUGUCUUUGGGAGUUAGUGUUAAACGUUGUUUUGGAAAUGGAUCUUGCGAUUAUCGACUUGGAACGCCCUUUAUGGACUACGAAUGGUAUAGGAAUGUCGGACUUGACGCUUAUAUUUACACAGUGGUAGAUGUGUUUUGUCACGUCGGCGGAUGCGUUUUUCUACACUGCUCGACUUUUCUCCACUUCCUGUGAAAUUAGUCCAACACAUUUUUUGUUGUAUCGCCUUAUGCACUUUUGCGCAUUGCUGGAUGUGUUCUGACACAUUGGUAUGUGCGUUCUGACACAUUGGUAGAUGCGUUUUGCCACCUCGGCGAAUACGUUUUUCUACACUGUUCAACUUUUCUCCACUUCAGAUUAAUCAAAUGUAUUUGAGUAAGUCACAAACACACGUAACUAUAUGCACAUUCAAAACUGAAAUGUUAUAUGCAAUGUUAAAUACAGCAUUUUAUCUGUUGUGGAGAAGGGAAAGCGUUUGCAACGUUACCUUAACACUUUAAAAUGUUAAAUGAUCACUUUAAGGUGUUUAUGUCCGCAAUUUAUAGUUUCUUUCACAUUAAAAAUCUUUAAAAAAAAAUGCAAUCUGAGUUGCAAACAAUCAUUUUACGGCUUAGCAUUUUUAGAUGUUAGUAGUCACCUCUAACAGCAUUUAACACGUUGUAUUUUUGUUAAACAAUUAAAAAAUUCUAAAUAUCCGUGUUUUAAGUGUACGGCCCCCUCCUGACCGAGUUGCGCGCAUAUUGCCCCAGGAGGAUUAACGGCCCUGGGUUAUGGGACCAGUAUAGAUAUAGGUGUGUUAGCUACCUAGCUGGUGGGCGGAGUCUGUUAUACCUCAGACCAUUUUGGGCUCAAGUUGGACCAAAACUUUUUUACAGAGAACAUUAUUGGAAGAUGAAUGCUCAAUCUUGGCUGAAAUUGUACUAUUUUUCCACGGCAUAUAUAAAGAAUCGGAGAUUAAGAUUUAGUGAAUAUAUUUAAGAGUUUAAUUUGGAUUACAAUUUUAGGCUAUGGGACUGAAAUCGUUUUUUGAACGGGACUGAGUAUAUGGUCUCCACCGCCUAUAAGGACACCAUGGCUAUCUGUGGUACACGCAGUACCCUCAAA